Necator americanus (New World hookworm) is the source of this 504-nucleotide messenger RNA. RefSeq lists its product as uncharacterized. NCBI's taxonomy places the organism in Eukaryota, Metazoa, Nematoda, Chromadorea, Rhabditida, Ancylostomatidae. Gene Ontology annotation, molecular function: serine-type endopeptidase inhibitor activity. The record is from RefSeq and is a predicted model, not a curated record. Bases 1 to 504 code for a protein of 167 amino acids. The transcript has 5 exons.
AUGAAGUGUAUGGUAUUCUGCAUACUCAAUAUAAUAACAGUGAUCAACGGUUAUGACUACAACGCUAAGUUAAGGAACCCGGAAUGUGGUCAGCCUAUCGAUAAGGGAGGGUGUAGGGCAAUUCACGAGAGAUGGGCCUAUGAUCCACAGACAAACAAAUGCGUGGAAUUCAUCUAUGGAGGAUGCCGCGGAAACGAAAACAAUUUUCGCUCUAGGAGAGAAUGCAACUUGAAAUGUCUAUGGAAAGGUGUGCCAAUCGCUACAAAUAGUGCUACCGUACCAACCGAAAGCAGCACACCUAUGACCGUCCCGGGAACAUUAAGAAACCCGGAAUGCGGUCAGCCCAUCGAUCAAGGAGGAUGCAGAGCAAUUAUCGAGAAAUGGGCAUACAUUCCAAAGGAAAACAAGUGUGUGUCAUUCAACUAUGGAGGAUGUCGUGGAAACGAUAAUAAUUUCAACAGUAGGAGAGAAUGCAACAUGAGAUGUGUACGAAAAGGAAUUUAA